AUGGAUGCAUCAGUGGUCUACGCUGACUUAAACCUAGCCAGGACCCAAGAGCCUAAGCAGGCAUCCCCUCCAGCUCCUCUCCCAGACAGCUGCCGGUGCCCACGCUGGCAUUGGUUGGCUCUGAAACUCGGCUGUGUUGGGCUGAUCCUUCUUGUCCUGACUGUGAUUGGACUUGGUGUCUUAGUACAAAAAACGCCAGUAGGAAAAGGCAUUCAAGAGAACAAGAUGAAAACAACAGACGAAAAAUGCAAUGUGAACCUAAAGUGCCCCAAAGACUGGCUGCCACACCGAGAGAAAUGCAUACUGUUUUCUCAAGAGAACGGUGUUUGGAAGGACGGUCUGUCUAACUGCACUAGAAAAGGAGCCACUUUGCUGCUCAUUCAAGACCAAGAAGAACUGAGCUUCGUAAAGGACUUGAUAAAGAAAAGAGGACAUUCAUUUUGGAUUGGACUAAAUUACACCUUGCCAGACAAGCACUGGAGAUGGAUAAACGGCUCUACUUUAAGCUCUGAUGUAGUGGCUGUUCUCUUCCUCCUCAAAUUGAACAUCAUAGGCGAUGCUAUAAGAAACAGCUGUGUCGUUGUCUCAAAGGACAAAGUGGUUUCAGAAAGCUGUGAUUCAGAAAACAAGUGGAUCUGCCAAAAGAAACUAAAACAUCUCUGAAAACACAUGUAAUGACUCCUGCCUGCGAAUCCCGUCUUGAUUACUUUAUCAUACAGAUCUCUGCCCUCCCUCUAUCUAGGCUGCGGGCCCUCCCAGUGUACAGCAAAUUGCUGUGAUUCUUCCAGAUGCCUCUGUCUGGUUUCUUUAUUCUGUAAAGGGGACAAGAUGCUGAUUUGCCAUUCUAAGAGAGUUGUUCUGUGGAAAGACGCACAGGCAAGCUGAGGGGCACUGGAUUCUAACCCUG
This is a messenger RNA of Microtus oregoni (creeping vole), 907 nucleotides long. RefSeq names its product killer cell lectin-like receptor subfamily B member 1B allele C. The coding region runs from base 1 to 663 and encodes 220 amino acids. The record is from RefSeq and is a predicted model, not a curated record. Lineage: Eukaryota; Metazoa; Chordata; Mammalia; Rodentia; Cricetidae. The transcript is spliced from 6 exons.